GCCAUCUUGCAGAGCCGGCCCGAGGCGGCGCAGGGAGCGGAGCGGAGCGGGGCGCGGGCGGAUCCCGGGGCAGGCGUGGCAAUGGCAGAUUCUGCACGGUAGAGUUCAUGGCAAGUAUUUGUCUAAUAUAAGCCAAGCAAGACACAUACAAGCUUCAGAGUGAAGACUGGAACGGCUGGAGGGAGGUGCGUAGCUGCAGCUCAAAGAAAAUGAAUGGCACACUGGAUCACCCAGACCAACCUGAUCUAGAUGCUAUCAAAAUGUUUGUGGGCCAAGUCCCACGGAGCUGGUGUGAGAAGGAUCUGAGAGAACUUUUUGAACAGUAUGGUGCUGUCUAUGAAAUCAAUGUCUUGCGGGACAGGAGCCAAAACCCUCCUCAAAGCAAAGGGUGCUGUUUUGUUACAUUUUAUACCCGUAAAGCUGCACUAGAAGCACAGAAUGCUCUUCACAACAUGAAAAUCCUCCCAGGGAUGCACCAUCCUAUCCAGAUGAAACCAGCUGACAGCGAAAAGAGUAAUGCAGUAGAAGAUAGGAAGUUGUUUAUUGGAAUGAUAUCCAAGAAGUGCAAUGAAAAUGAUAUUCGAGUGAUGUUCUCCCCCUUUGGGCAGAUUGAAGAAUGCAGGAUAUUACGGGGCCCGGAUGGCCUGAGCCGAGGUUGUGCAUUUGUGACUUUUACAACAAGAGCCAUGGCGCAAACAGCAAUCAAAACAAUGCACCAAGCACAAACCAUGGAGGGUUGCUCUUCUCCCAUUGUUGUAAAAUUUGCAGACACGCAGAAGGACAAAGAGCAGAAACGAAUUGCUCAGCAACUUCAGCAACAAAUGCAACAGAUCAGUGCUGCCUCAAUAUGGGGAAACCUGGCUGGUCUCAACACACUUGGACCCCAGUACUUAGCACUUUAUUUGCAGCUCCUUCAGCAGACAGCAGCUGCUUCAUCUGGGAACCUGAACACACUGAGCAGCCUCCACCCAAUGGGAGGACUGAAUGCGAUGCAGUUACAGAACCUGGCAGCGUUGGCAGCUGCGGCCAGCGCGGCUCAGAACACGCCCAGCGGCACCGCUGCGCUCACCUCCUCCAGCAGCCCCCUGAGUGUGCUCACCAGCUCAGCAGGUUCCUCACCUAGUUCCAGUAGCAGCUCCUCCGUUAAUCCAAUGGCUUCUCUUGGAGCAUUGCAGACGCUGGCAGGUGCUACAGCAGGCCUCAACGUUAGCUCUUUAGCAGGAAUGGCAGCCUUAAAUGGAGGACUUGGCAGUGGUGGUCUCUCAAAUGGGACAGGUAGCACAAUGGAAGCCCUCACACAGGCUUAUUCUGGAAUCCAGCAAUAUGCUGCUGCUGCACUGCCCACACUCUAUAACCAGAGUCUCUUACAACAGCAGAGUAUUGGUGCAGCAGGAAGUCAAAAAGAAGGUCCAGAGGGAGCCAAUCUAUUUAUCUACCAUCUUCCCCAGGAGUUUGGGGAUCAGGAUCUGCUGCAGAUGUUCAUGCCAUUUGGAAAUGUCGUCUCUGCCAAGGUUUUCAUUGACAAGCAGACCAAUCUAAGCAAGUGUUUUGGUUUUGUAAGUUACGACAAUCCUGUCUCGGCGCAGGCUGCCAUUCAGUCAAUGAACGGCUUCCAGAUCGGCAUGAAGCGGCUGAAAGUACAGCUCAAGCGCUCCAAGAACGACAGCAAGCCAUACUGAGCAGCCUCCCCUCCGGGACUGGAGUGAGAAGGAUCUUCUGAUUCCUGCCGUUUGUUCAUCGUUGUGCCUAAAGCAUGUCGAUGUGGCGUUCAAGUACAUCGUCCAAAUCCUUGUCUCUUCAGCUUCUCUGAUGCUUGAACUCUCACCUUUGACCUUGUGUUGACCUUUGAUGCUGAUGUGUAUUUUUAUUAUGUUUGUUUCUUUUCUUUUUUUUUUCUUUUUUUUUUUUUUUUCUUUUUUUUUUUUUUGUGCUGCCAAAUUGGUUUUGCUAGAAAGACUGCUGAAGGGGAAUAUUUAAACUUGCAUUUGAAUAUAAAAGAAUUUCUAUUUUUCUAGACCUUCGUAAGAUAACCACUUGAUUUUGUGAAUCUGAUUCUUUGUAAUUUGUCUUCAGAGCAGCCUUGCUAGCAUACCUUGUGGAGUAUUUGUAUUUCUGUGAACAUACAGCCAAUCACUUUCUAGGCUUAGUUUUUUCUGUGUGCUUAGUUUUAAAAACACAGUUCGAAGAAAAAGUCAAUUAUAUGGUGUGACUCAAUCUUUCAGAAGACUUCCUAGUCACAUUUUGCUGAUCUGGUUUCUGUGCUUGAGGAGACAGCAUGUGUUUUUAUGAGUUCAAACUUGUGACUUGAAGUGGCAUCAACAGAAAACACUUGAACUACAUUUUUCUCCGAUUGUAGCUACAUUUUUGCCCUGGCAUUUACUGAUUUUUUUUUUUUAAUUAUUAUUAUUUUUAUUUUUCCCCUGCUUCCGUGUGAUUAUCAGUCUGCAGUGAAAAUUUGAUCAAAGUUGAUGUUGUAUUUUGUUAAGCUCUGGCAUGCUUGGUUUUUUUGUAACUACAAUCUCCUCAGCAAAAUGUGAUGGUUUUGUUUUAAUCUUUCAAACUAAGAUAGUGCCCAGAAAUGUUGUGCAUGUUUCCUGCUGUUUUCUUCACACCCUCGUAUAUAUCACCUUCACCUCUCUGUUUUCUAUAGUUUGUGCAAAAACUGAGCAAUUUAAUGGGUUUCAAAGGUAUCCUUUAAAUUGGUGGUUUCGGUAUGACAAAUAUCUGAUCAGAAGCCACCUGAGGGCAUCUACCUGUGCACUUAGACUGUCUGCCUGACAGAGCACCUGGGCCUUGCUCCAUCUCCAGUGCUGUCAGAAGCUCUGAGGGUGCUCGGUCACACUGUUCCCUAGUGGAAGUUUUGGUGGAAGGGGAUAGCUGGGAGCAGGAAGGUGGGGGAACUCACAGUAUUUCUGUUUCCAAAGCUAUCUGAAGCUAGGGCUCAUUUCGAAUACUGAGCAUUUUGUACAACUCAGGGCACAUUUCUGUGAAGUCCAGCCCCAGUCUAACACCAUCAGAGUUUGGUGGCAGGAUUCUGGAAGGAUCUAGGUUAGCUCAUGAAAUAAAGUGUUUUAAAUAUCCCAGAGAAAGCAUUUGUAACACUGGUCCUGCAACUGCUGGCUCUUUUCCCAAAUGACAAGCACAAUACAACAGCCUCUGAAGCUGUUACCUGAACAGGGUACCAUCCCCAGCUCUCUUUUCAAGGGCUUAGCUGGGGAAUCUCUGCGGAGAUUUUUUAGUUUUUGUUUCGUUUUUAAUUGGGUAAUGAGCUGAGCAGUUUUUCUGGCCUGCAGGAUGACUAGAACAGGUCACUGCUCUCUGGGUAGCAGGCUUCCCCUGCCCUAUGUACCAUCUGCACAGGUAGAAACUGGGAGGUAGCUUCUAGAUGAAGGCACCUGAAGAGUGUGUGCUGUGAUGAAGUUUCAGUCAGAAGCAGCAGCAAGCUAGUGUAGGUAUAUUAACAGUUGAAAUAAUGUGAAAUGGAAUUCCAGGAGAGGUCUUUUUGCUGAGAAAACAAGUAGAGUUUGAUUGGAUAGAAAUCUUAAUUUUGUCCAGUGUUUGGGAUAAUGUAAAGAUUCAAAGAUUGUUUUCUACCCUACUCCUGAGUUGGUCGAGGAUACUGUAUUCUCACUGGGUAUUGACCAGACUUGUGUAGACAGUGCUUAAUCUGGUUCCAAAAGAGAACAAAUUGAAUAUGUACAUGUACCUGGGAGUGAAUCGUGAGGCUGAAUGCAGAAGGGCGGGGACUCGUUUCUGUGGGAAGUAGGGUUGGGGGCUGGCUGCUGUUAGUCCCACAGUCUGAAUGCACAGGGCUGUGUGCUGGGGGCACUGAUAGCCUGCAGUGUACGGAGGGACUGCCAGCACGUUUCUGUACGUGUGCAUCUGGUUCCCUAAGGAACCUUGGGGGAAGCCUGUGGAAAAAUAUCUGAAGAAAACCAAAAUGCCAAAUGUUGGGUGUUUCUUUCCUUUCUUCUUUCCUUUUCUUCCUUUGGUUGUUUUAAUUGUUCUGUGGUGGUUUUAAUGGAUUUGAGACAGUGGAGCAGCAGCUGCCUUUCUGAUUUUUGGCUGCUUUUUGUGAAUAAUUUAAAAAGAAAAUUUACAUUUUGGAGACAAACCUGUGGGCUUUUUUAUUGGUACAAACAUUGUAUUUAACACUAGGGGUUUUGUACAGUUUUUUGCCUUUUCUACUAGAAAACAAUGUAAAGUGAUUCACAAUGUGAUGAGAAAACAAAUUGCCACUAUGACCAAAUGUAGAGUCUGUUCUGCAGUUAACGGGAUUUAAUCAACUCGAAGUCGUGGUUCAGUCGUAGAAAUGCUUUUCUUUACCUUGUUUGAGCUGUUCCUUUUUUUCUUGUUUUGAUUUGCAAAACAAAAUGUCUUUUUGUGUGAAAUUGUGUUGUACUCUGUAGAGAAUUACAGAUUUUACUUUAAUGGUUUAAAAAGCAGAGGAGCGCGUGUUGCUUUUCUGAUCUGAUCACAGAGUUUGUGUAGUGGAUUUAAAAAUGAAAAGAUUUGUUACAAGUUUGGAACAAGCGAGUAUGUGUUAAAGGAAUUUUCUUCCUUUUGUGUGUGUGUUUUUUUUUCUUUUUGUCCCAAAGGGCAACUUAAAGCUGUUUUAAUUGCACAGACACACCGACAACAAGUCAUUUUGUAUAUGCCAAGUGUGGUACCUUCCUUUGUUUAUUUGCUAUUAAACUGUUUGAGAAGAA
Molecule: messenger RNA, 4709 nt
Organism: Prinia subflava (tawny-flanked prinia)
Lineage: Eukaryota; Metazoa; Chordata; Aves; Passeriformes; Cisticolidae
Gene: CELF1
Product: CUGBP Elav-like family member 1
Exons: 16
Coding region: 210-1679 (489 amino acids)
Biological process (GO): regulation of alternative mRNA splicing, via spliceosome; mRNA splice site recognition
Cellular component (GO): nucleus; ribonucleoprotein complex; cytoplasm
Molecular function (GO): mRNA 3'-UTR binding
Source: RefSeq, a predicted model, not a curated record